CUCGGAUUAUCAGCCACUGUACUCCCUUAUCAUCCUGGUUCUCUUUCAUACUUUUGGUUGACCAGUGUUCCACACCUUUACGAAUCCUUGGCCCCGCCACAUCAGCUCUGAAGUAUUUAUUGCACCCCAAACCCCACGCUUUUGUAGUGGUUCUCCGGCCCCGGUCAUCUCUCCGUGUGCUACUGCAGACUUGUUCGCCAUUGCUUGCAGCACUUCUCGGCUGUCAGCUUGCAUCAUUCGCCAAAAGAGCUUAGGUAUCGGUCACCUAUCUCUCAACAUAUCCCACAACGACCGAGACCACCAUCAACGUCCAGAGCUCGGACACAGUUCGACCAAACUUUGCCGUGGUCUGGGUCAGUCACACACCCUGCUGGACUUGGCACACCACCCGACACUACCAGUGGGCACCCCGGGUCCUCAACCUCGCCGUGCGCUGCCACUCUACAUCUGGAGAAAAAGUACUAAACUCGACUUCCUCAACGUCCCAACGUCUCAACGUCUCACCGACUCCUGCAGACUGUCUUGCCGAACACAUCACCCUGCAUCACUCUCGUCCGCCAUCAUCCAGUGAAGUGGCGGCGACUAGCGAGAACGGCAGCAUCUUGGUGCCGCUCAUCGGACGCACUACAUUCUGUCUCUCUUGAACCAAGUAAGUCGCUUGCCUUCUCCAUAAGUUGCCGGUUUGGAGAACACCUCUCCGUUUGUCGCAUCGUCAGAUGUCUCCCAUCUACUCGGUCGCAUUGGCACAGGCUCUGCAGUUGUGUACCAGCGAGUGGGAAGGCGACAACAGAUCCUCAAAUACGGACCCCCCGCGGGUCUAAGCUUCUUUCUUGACCACCCACGUUGCGCCUGCCAGUCGCACAACCUUAUUGCAGUACAAGGCACCUACUCGGUCUGCAGUUUUUCACCACUGAAGUGCUCCUUCUGUGCCCCUCUUGGUCCUCAAUACUCCGCACCCACCAGACCAAUACCUCAAGGCUUGAUCUUCAACCAAUCCAACCAAUCUGCAACCCAACAAUAUCAUCAGCUCUUUUGCCGUCUUUAUUGCGAAGGUAUCCUUAGCAAUCAUGGAAACAGACAAGCACUCGCUUGAGGUGCGCGAGGGGAAUCCGCCAGCCCCUGCUAACGGUGAGGAAUGCAAGGCCCCAGUCGAAGGCAACCCCAAGGCAGCUGCCACAGACAAGAAAACCGGCGAGCGAGUGGCUGGCAAGCCAAAGGACAAGAAGAAGAUCGAGAAGAAGUCGUCGAAAGCCAAGCGGAAGAAGAAGGCUGAUGCCUUGCCCUCCUCCGACGAGAGCGCCACCGAUGAUGACACCAGCGAAUCUGACUCCGCCUCGGACCAUGACGAUAGCUCCUCUGAGUCUGAGAGCGAGUCCAAGAAGAAGCGGGUGACAAAGAAGCGACACGAGGCUAGUAGGUCCAAGAGAAAGUCACGAAGCAAGAAGUCCAAGAAACCUGUCACAUCGGAGGAGUCCUCGUCUUCAUCCGGCGAAUCUGACUCUGAUGCUUCCAAAGCCGAAACCGAGGAUUGUUCUGAGGACGAGAUGAGCCCACGAGAGGCGGUGAAACAGAUGCACCUUCUUGUGGCGCAAGCGCAACAAUUGGCGCAGCAGCAGCAACACCUGCCACUCGGUGUGCCCCUGUCUUCAUCUCAAGGCAUGCAGUUCCAGAGACAGAACGCCAUGCCUUAUUCUUUUAACCCUUCACGUCAGUAUAACAACGACGACUAUGACGGCGGUGCGCCCCCGAGCUUCAAUCCUCCUCGCAGUUCCAGGAGAGGGCCUCGUUUCGGCCAAACUCCUGGCGGGAGAGGCAACUAUGGUCUGGGAGAUCUGGACGCCGGCCUUUCUAAUCUCCUGGACCCCAACCUUCUCGGCGACGGCAAGCGUCCGACCAAGGACAAAAAGGAGAGAAAGAAGCAGAAGAAGAAGGAGGAGGCGGCAAAGCUCAACUACAAGCGGGUUGACCAAGUUUGGGACAGCUCGAUUCACAACUACAAGCUCCAGGACACGGCCGAGGGUUCGGUUGACUCGCAGUAUCAUGAUUUUCUGUUUCAUGUGCGCAGAACUUUUGAUUGGGAGGGCAAGUAUAAGGCUACCAUUGUCGACAUCAAGAGUAAACUCCUACGCGAGUGCUUGCAGGAUGUCAUGGGCAAUGUUAAAGGCGUGUCAUUGGUGGAGAGCACACCCAAGCUGGACCCCAAUCUACUUUUUCUCUAUCUCGAUGAUUUGAAGACAGCCCUGAAGGGCCUUAAACGGCGUACUUGCAAGGGUGCCAAGCGGGAUCUUAAGAAGGAGCAGAAGCGUCUGGAUGAUAAGCGCAAACACCUGAAGGUCCUGAUCAAGUACCUCGACAAGGACUAUGCGGAGGUCAAGAAGAGGUGGGCGUCUGAAAUCACAUGGUUCAUUCUCGAUAGCUAA
Messenger RNA from Podospora pseudopauciseta, 2420 nucleotides. RefSeq lists its product as uncharacterized. Lineage: Eukaryota; Fungi; Ascomycota; Sordariomycetes; Sordariales; Podosporaceae. The record is from RefSeq and is a predicted model, not a curated record. The transcript is spliced from 4 exons. The coding region runs from base 1068 to 2420 and encodes 450 amino acids.